UUUUUGUUUUAGAUUUAUGAUCAAUUAUGCAGUGAGGUUUUUAACAGCAUCUUUGUUUCUAUAUUCCUGUUGGGUCCCGUUUCAAUAUUUGGGUGGAUGGUUUUCCUAUCAUGUCAUUUUAUGCACCUUUGGGUAUUUACCCCUCAUGGCGGAAGCCAUCAUGAUGUUUGUCGGUGAUGACAUCUGGAGCAAAAACUUAAGCAGAAAAGCCAAGUAUGCUAUUCAUGGUUAUCUUAUUACGUUUGCUACUAUAAUCACAAUAAUUGGAAACAUUUUGGUCUUUGUUUAUAUAGAGAAAGGAUAUCAUCUUUAUACAGCACAUGGAAUUACUGGUUUAAUAUCCAUGAUAAUAUUAAUAAUAUCAUGCGUACUUGGUUUGGCUGUAAAUUAUCCCACAGAAGCUGGAAGGAUCAUUUCUAUACGCAACGUCACAUUCAAAUUCAUCCACAAUAUUUCCGGAAUUCUUGGAUAUGGAAUUGGUAUAAUGAGUCUCUGUUUUGGUUACUUUACUAAGUGGUUUAUAUACUUUAAUGGUGCGGAGUCGAGAUGGGCAGCGCUAAUUUUAACGAUAUUGGUUUCAAUCUGGCCACUUAAUGGAGCCAUAGUUUCAUUGUACAAUCAAUAUAAAGCAGUAUUAAAAGGAAAUCAGAGUUCCACCUUCCUCUACACCGCCAUCUUCGGAAGAAAAUGUUGUAUAAAUAAUUGCUCAGAUAAGGGUUUAUAUUUUAAGCUGAUUAAGGAAAGGAAACCAUACAGAAAUGUUUAAAAACAGUAUUUAAAUAUCCAAUAUUUCUACUAAAUGGCAGUGGAAGAAAUAUCAUUUGUUGAUAAUAUAAAAUGCACAGAUUAAAAGAAAAAACAUAAUUGUGGAAAUUUAAGUUAGGAAUAUUGAAGUAAUUAAUUUUUCAUGUUUACAAGAUUACGUUUUUUUAACGGAUCUUUUUCCAAUUUCACAUAUGCCCUCAUUAACUGUAAGGUAUAAAGGAGAGACUAUUUCGCAUAUUUUUGAAGAGAAUUAAUCUAUGUAUAAUGAAUAACUUAAACUAAAAUUAAAUUGUAACCAUCGUAACCAUCAGUGAGGUCUACAGAAAUACAGUAAAAUCUGUAAAAACUUUUCCUGGUGCCAAUGUUCCAUCUGAUUACAGUCUGCUGUUGGCCGAAUUAAAAUUAAAGCUUAAACGGAUAAAACAACAGCGAUCUUCUAACAAACUGGAUAUUGAUUUUAUUAGAAACAACGGCUAUGUGAUUUUAAACAAUUUACAGAACGAUUUUGAGAAUAACGAACAGAAGAAUCCAUUGAGCGUUAUUGGAACUGAAUCAAAACGAUUAUAAAUAGCUCAACCUCAAACUUGUAAGAUAACAAUCGAAAAAGGCAACAGUGGAUGAAUGAUGAGAUUUUGAAUUUAAUGGACAAAAAAAUGCAAGUUUAACAAUCAAAAUGUCGGAAUUUAUAAAAGAAUUAAUAAAGAGAUAACGACAAAAAUACGAGCUGCAAAAGAAAUAUACUUCGAAAAUAAAUAUUUGGAAAUUGAAGAGCUGAUAAACACGUCGAUAUUAUCACUGAUUUGGAUAAAAUAGACAGAUGG
Molecule: messenger RNA, 1586 nt
Organism: Diabrotica balteata
Lineage: Eukaryota; Metazoa; Arthropoda; Insecta; Coleoptera; Chrysomelidae
Source: the annotation of a GenBank genome assembly